AUGUUCUGCAGAAAUAUACUACUAUUGAAAACAUCUAUCCCAAAAUUUCGAACAAGGUGUCUAGCUACUGAUGCCACACAACAAAUAAUAAAUUCCACAACCACCUCAACUACAGUCACUAACAAUACAAUCACUUCAGAGACCUCAAGCACGACCAUUAUAAAGCCAAAACGAAAGAGAACUUUUUUCACAGAUGAGCUUAACAAAGGACCAUCAUUUGAUGAUUUUGUAAGUGGUAAAGCUAAAGAUAUGCUAGAAGAUCCCCUCGAAUUAGCAAGAAAAGAUCCAAAUGCAAAAUUACCAAGUUGGUUAAAAGUACCUAUCCCAAAGGGAAAAUCAUAUCAUAAUGUUAAAAAAGAUGUAAGAGAAUUAAAAUUAUCAACAGUUUGUGAAGAAGCAAAAUGUCCAAAUAUUGGAGAAUGUUGGGGUGGUAAAAAAUCAGAAGCUACUGCUACUAUAAUGCUUUUAGGAGAUACUUGUACAAGAGGUUGUAGAUUUUGUUCAGUUAAAACAGAUAGGGCUCCAAUGAAACCUGAUCCAAUGGAACCUGAAAAUACAGCAGAAGCUAUAAGUAGAUGGGGUUUAGGUUAUGUUGUCUUAACUACUGUUGAUAGAGAUGAUUUAAUUGAUGGUGGAGCAAAUCAUUUAAAAGAAACCGUUGAAAAAAUUAAAUUAAAAGCUCCACAAAUUUUAGUUGAAGUAUUAGGUGGAGAUUUCAGAGGUGAUUUAGAAAUGGUUAAAAUUUUAGCUAAUUCAGGUUUAGAUGUUUAUGCUCAUAAUAUGGAAACUGUUGAAGAUUUAACUCCUUAUAUAAGAGAUAGAAGAGCAACAUAUAAACAAUCAUUAUCAGUAUUAAAAACAGCAAAAGAAACAAAACCAUCAUUAAUUACUAAAACUUCAUUAAUGUUAGGAUUUGGUGAAAAUGAUGAACAAGUUUUAUCAACUUUAAAAGAUCUUAGAUCAAUUGGAUGUGAUGUUGUUACAUUUGGUCAAUAUAUGAGACCAACAAAAAGACAUAUGAAAGUUGUUGAGUAUGUAACACCAGAAAAAUUUAAUUAUUGGAAAGAUGUUGCAUUAGAUAUGGGUUUUCUUUAUGUUGCUAGUGGUCCUUUAGUUAGAUCUUCUUAUAAAGCAGGAGAAGCAUUUAUUGAAAAUGUUUUAAAAAAGAGAAAACAUAAUGUUGGAGAAAGUCCAAGAUUAAUGAAUGAAACAAUUAAACCAACUAUUUUUCAAAGAUCUUGA
Lodderomyces pseudojiufengensis is the source of this 1242-nucleotide messenger RNA. It is a transcript of the gene LAB5, whose product is annotated as putative lipoate synthase. The transcript has a single exon. Gene Ontology annotation, biological process: lipoate biosynthetic process. Bases 1 to 1242 code for a protein of 413 amino acids. Gene Ontology annotation, cellular component: mitochondrion. NCBI's taxonomy places the organism in Eukaryota, Fungi, Ascomycota, Pichiomycetes, Serinales, Debaryomycetaceae. The record is from RefSeq and is a predicted model, not a curated record. Gene Ontology annotation, molecular function: lipoate synthase activity; 4 iron, 4 sulfur cluster binding.